This is a messenger RNA of Austrofundulus limnaeus, 1176 nucleotides long. It is a transcript of the gene erg28, whose product is annotated as ergosterol biosynthesis 28 homolog. Gene Ontology annotation, molecular function: protein-macromolecule adaptor activity. The coding region runs from base 241 to 672 and encodes 143 amino acids. The transcript has 5 exons. The record is from RefSeq and is a predicted model, not a curated record. NCBI's taxonomy places the organism in Eukaryota, Metazoa, Chordata, Actinopteri, Cyprinodontiformes, Rivulidae. Gene Ontology annotation, cellular component: membrane; endoplasmic reticulum.
CAUGGCUUGAGUUGAGCCUAUCACAAUAAUGGUACGAUUAAAUGGACCCAUUUCUCGUGCUGUUUUAUUGGUCAACUUUAGGGUAAAGACGGUGCUUUAGUUGUUAAAAAGCUAGUCGGUUGACGUCGGUAAUGUUUGAUUUGGACUUUAGUAUUAUGUUUUUUCCAGGACGGUAACACUAAGUUCGGCAGUUUUCGUUGUAGGAUUCCUGUCCUUUAAAGAUCCUGACAGACAGAGGAGAUGAGCCGCUUUCUGAACGUGCUGCGGAGCUGGUUGGUGAUGGUGUCCGUCAUCGCCAUGGGUAACACGGUGCAGAGUUUCAGAGAUCACAGCUUUCUGUCUGAAAAGCUCUACACGGGCACGCCGGAGUUUGUGAAUGGUCUCCAAGCUCGAAUAUUUGGUAUUUGGACUCUGUUAUCAUCGAUCAUUCGCUGCGCCUGUGCCAUUGAUAUCCAGAACAGAACACUGUAUCACAUCACCUUAUGGACAUUUGUGCUGGCACUGGGUCAUUUUCUGUCUGAAGCUUUUAUCUACAAAACUGCACCACUGACUAUUGGAGUGAUGGCACCUCUCAUUGUUGCAAGUUUCUCUGUUAUAGGAAUGCUCAUUGGAUUCCAGUGUUUUCCAGAAACGCAGGAGGAAGUAGGAGCAYGGCAGAAGAAGAGGAACUAGUUUUUUUUAUUGAAUCUGAUGAACCACAAGCACAAAUUGGGACUCAUUGUUUUAUUGCUUCUUGUUUUGAGGAUAAGCUGGAAUAUAAAUUUGUAAAAUGUGCAGUUUUGUUCUAUACAGUGAAUCUGGUACACAUCUUUAUAUUUAACAGUGCAAUGGAAAGACUCAYACUACAGUUAUUAACAUGGUCUGGUUUUUAAUUUAUAUUCAAAAAAAGCAAACAAUGAGGUUUUAUCAUCCUCAUGUAAACCAAGUUUUGUUUGCAAUUUUUUACCUCUAUUUUUUACCUCUACAUCACAAUUUAGGCUCAAUGACAAUAUCUUUCAAUAUUUUUAAUGUUUUAAAUCUGAGCAAUAAACCAUUUUUUAAACUAAGUCUUCAGACCUUUACAAAUGUUUCACAUUUUUAAUCAUAUUUUUGCUGUAUUUUGAAGAAACAUUUACAGUAAUAUCCUGUUGUGUUCUUUUGAAUACUUGAAUUAAAGACAUUUUGAAAUUGCUUUAA